GAACAUAAAUAAAUAACAAAAGAAACCCAAGAGAUAUUUUUUCUCCCUUACUCUCUGGAAGAUAUAUAUAUAUAUCUCUCUUAUUUAUAAAUACCCAAUAAGUUCAUCUUGAAGAUUGAAGAGAAAUAUGAAUGGAGAACGUGAGGAAGGAAAAGUGCGAGUGCUGUGGGAUAUGGGAAGAGUGUACGAGUGGGUAUAUAGGGUGGGUGCAGGAGAGGUUUGGUGGCGUCUGGGUCUGCGGCCUCUGCGAAGAGGCUAUCAAGGAUGAGCAAGCCAGGCUCGGCGGCGGCGUUGGCGUUGAGGUUGCGCUCGGCGUCCACGCUGCAUUUAGGGCUGCCACACGAGCUGAUCCUGCCCUUUGCCUGACUCAUUCCCUUCUCCAGCUGCUCAGGAAGAUCAUGUCUUCAUCGUCACCAUCAUCAUCACCACCACCACCAGCAUCAUCAUCAUCAUCAUCAUCAUCAUCGACUUCUUCUAGUUAGCUAAUAAGUCUGCUACUUUUGACUUUCAUUUGCAGUAAGUAACACAUGAAGGUAUAUAAAGCACUUUCAUGACUAUGUGGGUUGUCCAUGUAUAACACUAUCCGUUGUUGCUGAUCGA
Carica papaya (papaya) is the source of this 600-nucleotide messenger RNA. The record is from RefSeq and is a predicted model, not a curated record. Lineage: Eukaryota; Viridiplantae; Streptophyta; Magnoliopsida; Brassicales; Caricaceae.